AUGGCCAAGCGGACGGCCACAUGCACCGCGGCUUUGCUGGUGACGCUUUGCUUGCCGGUUGGCUUUGUAGGCCCUUCCAGGACCGCGGCUCACGCACGCGUGCCCGCGGCUCACCGAAACCGGCACCGCGUGGGGCCUUUGGGUGCGAAGAACCCGCCAGACGUGCGGAAGCUGCUGGAAGGCGCCGGGCUCAUUCCGCCGCAGCCCACCGAGCGCUGGGUCCCCGAGGAGGAAGCUUUGGAAUUUGAGACGCCUUUUGAUCAACUCAAACAGAACAUCAAGGAUGCCUUCCUUCAGCCCAACCAGGAAGCCUUAGUCCCGCAAGAGGAGGCCGUGGAAUUCGAGACGCCCAUCUCGCAGCUGUCCAGCUUUCGACCGGAGGAGUUGGAAACGCCCUUGGAGUGGAUCAAGAAAUCUGUGAAGAAGGAGAAGCUGGUGCCGGAAGGGGAGGCUUUGAAGUUUGAAACGCCCAUCUCUAUCUUGUUUCAAGAAGAUGAGGAGUUGGAAGCUGAAGAGCUUUGGUCCGAUCUGCUGGCACCGUUGCUGGAGACAGAUGCAGUGGACACCAUGAACGAGAGCAACUACCUCACGGUCACCGUGCAGAAACCGCUUGGGCUGACGGUGGAGGAGAACUCCAAGGUCGCUGGUGGUGGCGUGGCGGUGUGUGGACUGGAACCCAACUCCAACGCGGAGCGUGCUGGCUUGCGCACGGGGCUGCAGCUCUUAGCUGCUGGUGGUGUUCCAGUCCAUGGCAUGUCCCUGGAGGACGCGAUCCAGCCGAUCGAGGCGGCGGAAGACCAGGUGCAGCUCACCUUCUUCAUGGGCAGUGCAGAGGCCUUCUAUGGAGUUCUAGGGCCCAAACCUGCGUGGCUCUCGUCCUUCCUCCACAAGCUGCAAAUCCAACACUUGGCCUGGCAGUGGCAGGAGGGCAAGACACCCCAGGGACGGACCUGGAGCUGGGCUUUAGAGCUUCUAGAUGAACUACGGGAAAGCGACGUGGAUGAGGAGACCUACUCCAAUGCAGUGGUCGCUGCCAUGGAGGCCUGUCAGAAGGCCUCGCGAUGGCAACCCGCUCUGAAGCUCCUGGAUGACCUUUGCGCCUCCAGCGCCGCCGCGGACCUCCGCGCCGCCUACCGCGCGGCCGUGGUGACCUGCGACCGGGGUGGAGAGCCACUGCGAGCAAUGUGGCUGCUGGACGAGAUGAAGGCGCGCAGCAUUCAGCCGGAUGCGGCCACCUACAAUAGUGCCAUCAGCUCGUGUCGAGCUUUGCUCCGGUCCUUGCAGACCCAGUCGGCGAGCCUGCCCGACCUGCGCGCGCGCGUCCGCCGCGGGCCCCGCCGGGCGCGGCGGCGGUCGCGGCCGGUGCAGCAGCGGAAGCUCAGUGUGUCGCCCUCCAAAGAUGCCAUCACAUCGCACCGUGCAGUGACCAGCACCAACUGGAGGUCCUCCUCGAAAUCUGGCCAGGAGCCACUCUCCUUGGAGCCCUUGGCGCCGUUGGCAGGGCGAGGGCUUGUGGCUGCAGAGCCUAGGGGCCGCCGAGCGGCGUCGCCGCAACCGGCAGCUGCCAGGAGGGCGGUGUCAACUGGAGGGUUCGAGCGGAAGAUGAUGAAGAGCCCCUCACAGGGGUCUUUGUCCACGGCUGCCUUGGUGGCACUCAGGUCAUAA
Messenger RNA from Durusdinium trenchii, 1665 nucleotides. The record is from the annotation of a GenBank genome assembly. Lineage: Eukaryota; Dinophyceae; Suessiales; Symbiodiniaceae.